This is a messenger RNA of Carlito syrichta (Philippine tarsier), 452 nucleotides long. Its product is annotated as adenylate kinase 8. NCBI's taxonomy places the organism in Eukaryota, Metazoa, Chordata, Mammalia, Primates, Tarsiidae. Gene Ontology annotation, molecular function: AMP kinase activity. The record is from RefSeq and is a predicted model, not a curated record. The annotation marks the transcript as partial. The transcript has 3 exons.
CGGCAUCCACUGCCCGCCGCCAGCCUUGGUGACGGGCGCAUCUUGGUGUUGCGCUGGGCCUCGCAGAACUGGGGGGUUUUUUUCCUCAAUGUGCCAUUUGAUUCUAUCAUCGAGCGGCUGACUCUGAGAAGAACUGAUCCAGUCACAGGUGAAAGGUACCACCUCAUGUACAAGCCGCCUCCGACCAUGGAGAUCCAGGCUCGCCUCCUGCAGAACCCAAAGGACACGGAAGAGAAGGUCAAGCUCAAGAUGGACUUGUUCUACCGGAACUUGGCGGAGCUGGAGCAGUUCUAUCGGCAGGCCAUUGCCCUCAAUGGGGACCAGGACCCCUACACAGUCUUCGAGUACAUAGAGAGUGGGAUCAUUAAUCCCCUGCCCCGAAAAAUCCUCUGAUGGCUUCAGAAUAAGGAGCACUCCCCAGGAAAUGAAUUGAUCCCCACCCCCACCCUUUU